AUGACCCUAGAGCAGAAACCAGCUAAAGGCACAAGCCUAACAGAAGCUCUUACAGUGGAUCGACAUGCUAGCUCAGCAAAAUUUCUAAGACGGCUCUAUCGAGAAUCAGCGCCCAACCGCGCAGUCCGGCUGGCCGAGGAACGAACGUUCCGCUCGGCCAAAGUCAUAUCCGUCCGUCUGAAGUCUCGGCCAAAGUUCCAAACCACCGGCCGAUCACAUCACGACCCGGGAAACAUGCCCGCGGUCGGCCAAGCACAACCGCCACGCCACGCCGCGCACGACCAUGCCGCGCGAGCCGGGAGAACGCCUCGCGGCCGCGCAACUUCUCGCGUACCACGCAUGAACGCGCCGUCCGAGCCGGGAAACUACGUCCCGCGUCCGGCCGAGAUUUCAUCGGCCAAGUCUUCACCCGUCCGACCACAGCCGACCACGCAUCCGUCCGACCGUCCAGUCCGACCACGCCGACCUCCGUCCGGCCACGACCGUUCCGAUCGUACUAGCGGCCAUGACCCGAUUCCGGCCGAUCGUCCCGACCGACCGUCCCAACGCCGCGGUCGACCCGAAGCCCGUUUUGAAGCCCGAUUUCAUAUUUUCAAGCCCGGCUUAACCCUAAGCCGCCUCUAG
This is a messenger RNA of Microthlaspi erraticum, 624 nucleotides long. Lineage: Eukaryota; Viridiplantae; Streptophyta; Magnoliopsida; Brassicales; Brassicaceae. The record is from the annotation of a GenBank genome assembly.